AUGGCUGAGAUUUGGAUUCUGGUUUUGUGUUUGGGAGUUGUGGGUCUUGCAGUGCCUGGUUCAACUCAACAAUCAUCAAGUGCGUUGUUUGUGAUCUCGGGUCCAGAGGUUCUGUAUGUCGGGACCCCCACUCCGCUGGCUGUGACCGUCCUGGCCAACUUCACUGUGAGGGUGACAGCCGAAGCAACGCAAGGCAACAUCAAAGUAUCCCAGACGGAGGACUUUGCAGGAGGUCUCACUGGGAUACUCACACUACCAUCUAUUGAUGGAUCUGUAACCCAGGGUUCUCCUGUGGACUUAACGGUGAAGGGUUAUAAGGAGGAUGAACUCAUUUUUACCAACACCACCAGCCUCACAUUCGACCUCAGGAAUAUCUCCACCUUCGUCCAAACUGAUAAAUCACACUACCAGCCAGAGGACACCGUCAAAGUCAGAGUUGUGGUGGUCCAACUGGAUAAUCAUCCAUACAAAGGCGAAGUGGAUAUCGUGAUACAGGAUCCCAGUGGAAGAACUGUUGACAGCGGGUCGUCCACUGGGAAUCAUGGGAUUGUGUUGCGGGAAUUCAGAUUAUCGCAGACAGCUUCACUGGGACAGUGGAAAGUCACAGCCACAGUGAACGGAGUGGAGGAUGAAAAAACAUUCAUUGUGGAGAAUAAUGAAGUUCCUCCUUUUGAAGUUUUGAUCAAGACACUUUCCAAUCUUCUCACUGGUGAUAACAUUUCAGGAUCAGUCAGAGCGCUUUACCUCAGUGGACAGCCCGUACAUGGAACAUUAGCUGUGUCUGUUACUUCAUCUUCUACAGAUGAUUCAGGCGCCCCAUUCAUGCGAACACAAACUAAAGAGAUCUAUGGGUCUGCACAGUUUUUCUUCAGUAAAUAUGAGCUUCAGGUCCUGAACACCAUGUCAGACAGCGGACAUGUUGUUGUGCAUGUCACUGUCGUUGUUACUGACAACUCCACAAUCACCCAAGGACUUACAGUGAGCAAAACAGUUGAGGUCCAUCUCAGGAAGAACAGUCAUGAGCUAUCAUUUCAUGGUUUUCCACAAACAUUAAAGCCGUCCUUACAUUUCUCCACACAGUUGAAGAUCUCUAGAUCUGACACAAAAGCUCUGACCGCCACAGAUUUAACACACUCUGCAGUGAUUGAAAUUACUCAGAGAACGUCCACGAUCAGUGUUGAGCCCACAUCCCUGACACUUCCAGUGCCUGAGGACGGGAACGUCCACAUUAGGUUUCAAUUACAGGCUCAAGUAGAGACCGUUUUUAUCCAUGCCAGAUAUCAAUCUAAUGAGGUGACUCUGCAGGUCCACAAAAACCAGUCCUCACCUAGUGGCUCAUAUAUCCAGGUCUCCCCGAUCAGUCCUGCCCUUGCACAGAUUGGAUCACCUCUUCAGAUUAAUGUGGAGAGCACUUUCACAGUAACCCAGCUUCACUUUCUGGUCAUCUCUAGAGGUCAAGUGGUGGCUGCUGGGACAAAGACCUCCUCCUCUUUUUCUCUGACCCCAACACUGUCCUGGUCCCCUGAGGCCUGUGUCACCGUCUACCACAUCCUUUCAGACGGGGAGGUCAUCAGUGACACGGCAAACAUACCCGUGAACCAACACACUAAUAUAUCUCUAAAUUGGAGCAGUAACAAAGCCCAGCCUGGCGAACAGGUGACCCUUAGUGUAACUGUCCCAGAAAUGCAGUCCCAGGUAGGAAUCGUGAUAAUGAGGACACAUGAUGCCGCUGCAGAUUUUUACCAGGAAUUAACUGUGGAGCAGGAAUGUAACAUUAGGAUACUGACAAAUACCAGAUUGUAUGACAUAAAGCAUCUUGAUGGAUCUCAACAAGUGAGAAAUGCCUUAAGUAUAGAGCGAUACUGGAGCCUCUGGAUGGACACCGCUGAGCCCCUGCUGUGGUUAGAUGCCACCGUUAGUGGUAAUGAAUGGACGAGUGAAGAAAUAACCGUGCCAGAUGGUGUUCCAUCUUUGAGAGCUGCUGCACUGGUAAUGUCAGACAAUCUGGGCUUGGGCUUCACUCCAAUACCAAAACAACUGACUGUGUCCAAAGACUUUUCCUUGUCUUUGAAUGUACCUUCAUACGUCAUCAGACAAGAGGAGACUGUGCUGGAGGUGAACAUCAUUAACCAUCUAGAGCAGGAUUUAGAGGUCAUUCUACUAAUCGCACAAAGUGACGCCUUUGAGUUUGUUUUGGAAAACCGAGGAGAUUUCUCUGUAGUAAAUGCCCAAAAACUCACUUUAGGUAGCCAUGCAGCUGGUUCGGCUCUGUUUCCUAUAAAACCUGUAGCACUGGGUGAAAUUGAAAUAUCUGUGGAUGCUGUGUCUGCAGAGGCCUCAGAAAGUCUUGUUUGGAGAGUGUUGGUAAAGCCAGAGGGAGUUGAAGAGUCCUUUUCUCAGAGUCUGUUUCUGGAGGUGCCACCGUUUAACACCGACUUUUCCACAUCCAUCUCUUUCUCCCUUCCACCACAUGUGGUACCCGACAGCCUGAAGGCCUAUGUGGCAUUAGGUGGUGAUAUACUGGCUUUGUCCAUCAGCAAACUGGAUUCACUGGUUCCAGUGCCUGUUGGUUGUGGGGAGCAAAACAUGAUCCACUUUGCUCCAAGUAUUUAUAUUCUCCAAUACCUGGACAAGACCAACGACGACGAUAUAGAGAUCAGGAGUAAGGCUCUGAGCAGGAUAACAGAAGGGUAUCAAAAACAACUGUCCUUCCGACGAAAUGAUGGUUCAUUUAGUCCAUUUGGAGCCAGCGACAGCUCUGGUAACAUAUGGUUGACAGCCUUUGUGCUAAGAUGCUUCAUCCAGGCUCAAGCCUACAUGCAGGUGGACCAGAGCGUCCUGACCCAGGCCAUGACCUGGCUGUUGGAGCACCAGGGCCCAAAUGGAGAGUUCAAUGAAGUGGGUCAGCUUAUGAACACAGAAAUACAGGGAGGGCUGGAUAAUGGUCCUGUGGCACUGACCGCCUAUGUCCUAAUAGCACUACUGGAGGACCAGACAUUAGCGGAAAGAUAUGAAGGCAAUGUUUCCAAGGCCCAGCGCUACCUGGAGAAUCAGGCGUCCACAGGAGUGGUCAGUAACUACAGCCUGUGUCUGAUGGCAUACGCUUUAUCUCUGGCCUACAGUCCAGAAGCUCAGAAUAUCCUGGAGGAGCUCAAAACCAGAGCUGAGAAGAGAGAUGGAGCCAUGAUGUGGCGUUCCUCCGCUGGCGUGGAGUCACAUGGCUGGCAGCCCCGCUCGGCUCAGGUUGAGAUGACAUCCUAUCUUAUCUUGACUUUUUUUAAGCGUGGCAGCUUUUUGGAUGGCAUUGACCACUUGAAGUGGUUAAGUAAGCAGAGAAGUUUUCUUGGAGGCUAUGGAACAACACAGGACACAGUGGUUGCUUUACAGGCUCUGGCUACCUACGCUGCCUUCAGUGGGGCCAAGGCCAUUAACCUCAGCCUCAACAUGUCUUCACAAAGUCCCUCAUUUGCGUCACUUUUUCGUAUUAAUGGCACGUCUUAUCGGACAUAUCAGAGCCAAGAGGUUAAUCUCGACAAAGACGUAAACAUAAGUAUACACCUCGAAGGAAGAGGAUUUGCUACAUUUCAGAUCAAUCUGUUUUAUAAUCUGGAGAGCCAAGCAUUCACACAGAACCUCCGGCAUAUGAAGGACAAUGAGGCUUUCUCACUAAAUGUGGAGCUCAUUAAUAAAGAGCAGUACAACCACAUGCUGUUAUCGAUAUGCAUGAAGCUAAAGGACAGUGAGGCGAUAUCUCAGACGGGCAUGGCUAUACUGGAUGUGGGCAUGCUCAGUGGUAUCGGUCUCUCCCCUGGAGCUGCAGCCCCAUCGGAUCUCAUCCGAAAAGUGGAGAAACUGCCUGAGAAAAUCAUCCUCUACCUUGAUUCAAUUAACAAAACACAGGUUUGCAUCAAACUCCCACUCGUCAGAGUUUAUAAAGUGGCUCGUGUUCAAGAUGCUUUGGUACACCUUUACGACUACUAUGAACCCACGAGAAGAACAAGAAGGACUUAUAACUUAGAUGUCCUGCACAACAUGGACUCAUGUGUCUUCUGUGGUGAAAACUGCGAACACUGUCGACCAGGAGUCAGCAUCAUGGUAUCCCCGGCAACAGUUUCACGCUCCAUAAUCAGCGCCACCUACAGCUUAACUUGCCUGUUUGUUUCUGCUUUUCUUAUUGUAGCCUAAAUAGAUGGGAUUGUUUUGUAUGAUCAUAACAGAAGUGAAGAAUAUAUAUAUAUAUGAAGAACCAUAAUUUUUCUAUGUCUUUAAUAUGCACUGAAUGCAAUUUCAACAUAUUGUUAUUCAGAAUCAUUUUACAUUUUUUGACAAAUGAUUGUAAAAAUGAUAAAACCAGGGUUAUGCUGCUUUUGUAGUGCACAUGUGCUUUCAACUGUUUAUAAUUUUUUAGUACAAUAUUGUAUCUGAAGAGGAGUGAAAAGGGAAUUGCUGUCUUUGGAAACUAGUAACAGUCAUGUAUUUACUCUACUCAUCGCAGUUUUUAUAUGAAAAUAUUAAAACCAUGCAUUUUCUUUUUUACUUUA
Messenger RNA from Sphaeramia orbicularis (orbiculate cardinalfish), 4541 nucleotides. Its product is annotated as CD109 antigen-like. Gene Ontology annotation, molecular function: endopeptidase inhibitor activity. NCBI's taxonomy places the organism in Eukaryota, Metazoa, Chordata, Actinopteri, Kurtiformes, Apogonidae. Bases 1 to 4185 code for a protein of 1394 amino acids. Gene Ontology annotation, cellular component: extracellular region. The transcript has 32 exons. The record is from RefSeq and is a predicted model, not a curated record.